UACGAAAGUUCCUUCGUUAUCUCUUUUGAAGGGUUCCUGUCUCUGUUUCUAUUUGUCUCAACAAAUUUGAGAAAACCAAUUUUUAGAAAAAAGAAGGAAAAUGAAGCUAUUACCUUAACCAUGAAAUACAUACAGAUCUUCCCUCCACUAAACCAUAUUUCUUUGCCAAGGGUUUUUGCUUUUCAAACGAUUUUUCUGCCCUUUCUCUCUUAAUUUUUCUUUUCUUUUCCCUUGUUAGAGUUCAGGUUUAGAUUCUUUUAAAGAAACCAUUAGAUUUGAGGUUCAGCUAAUAAAUAGGGUUUUUCUGCUUUGGGUUUUCCUUGUUGCGUCGUAAUUUUGAAGUGCGGAUAAGAUGGAUGUUUCUAAGGAUCUUAAGCAAUUAGGCGAUAAUUCUAAAGGAGGUACAUUAUUUGAUGCAUCACAAUAUGCUUUUUUCGGAAAUGAUGUUCUCGAGGAAGUUGAAUUGGGGGGGCUAGAUGAUGAUGAGGAAGAUUUACCCGCAAUUGAACUUGAUGAAGAGGAAUUUUUGUUUGAUCGAGAGGAGGGUGGAAUUUUGAGAUCAUCAUCACAAAUAGAUGACCUUGAAAGUACAUUUUCAAAGUUGAACACAGUUGUUAGUAGACCAAGAGGCUCAGGGAUAAUUGGUGACAGGGGAUCCCGAGAAAGUUCAUCUGUUGCUGAGUGGGCACAUGGGGAGGAAUUUCCUUACUGGCUUGACCAGCAGGCUCUUGAAACUGAAAGUAUUCCUGAAGGCAAGCAUUGGUCAUCACAACCAUUGCCCAAUUUGGACCCGAAGCAUCUCCUCAGGACAUCCUCAUACCCUGAGCCACAGCAGCAGCAGUCACAACACCACCAUCUACAUUUCUCUAGUGAACCUUUUCUAGUUCCAAAAUCUUCUUACACUUCAUACCCUCCCCCUAGUGGCAAAUCUCCUCAAGCUUCACCAAAUCAACAUUCUGUUCAACUGAAUAUACCAUAUAUGGUUGGUGGGUCACAGAUGUCGUCUUCGUCAAAUCUCUCCACAAUCUCUAAUUCCCAUCCUCAAAUGCCAGGUUUACAUCAUGGGUAUGGUGGGAAUAUGGCUCAAUUGGUUCCUGGUCUGUCUGUCAAUAACCGUGCAUCAGAUCAAUGGGGGAGCCAGCCCAAAUUAUAUGGUGGAAAUGGUUCUGGUGUUUUGAACAAUAUGUUGCAGCAGCAGAUAUCUCAUCAAAACGGUUUGAUUCGACCUCAAUUAAUGCCACAGAUGCAGGUGCACCAGCAGAGACUGCAGCAUCCUCUUCCGCCAUCACCUAACCAUAUGUCAGGGAUUCAGUCGCAACUAUUUAAUCCUCAUCAUUCCGUGUCCCCUCCUCUAAUGAACCAAUUUGAAGCUGUACUUGGCAUUGGUGAUUUGCGAGAUCACAGACCUAAAUCAGCUCAGAAAGGUAGGCAAAAUCCUCGAUUUUCUCAGCAGGGCUUUAAUAUUGGAUGGCCUCAAUUUAGAGCCAAAUAUAUGUUGCCUGAUGAGAUUGAGGGCAUUCUUAGAAUGCAGCUUGCUGCAACUCACAGUAAUGACCCCUAUGUGGAUGAUUAUUACCACCAGGCUUGCCUUGCAAGAAAAUCUGCUGGGGCAAAGUUGAGACAUCAUUUCUUCCCGACUCAUCUGAGGGAUCUUCCACCCCGAGCACGUGCAAAUGCUGAGCCACAUGCUUUUCUCCAAGUUGAUGCUCUUGGGAGGGUUCCUUUCUCUUCUAUUCGGAGGCCUCGCCCUCUUCUGGAAGUUGACCCUCCAAAUUCAUCCUCUGUCGACAACAAUAAUCAGAAAGCUUCUGAUAUGCCCCUGGAACAAGAACCAAUGCUUGCUGCCAGAGUUACAAUUGAGGAUGGUCUAUGCCUUCUUCUUGAUGUAGAUGAUAUUGAUAGGUUUUUACAGUUUAAUCAGUUACAGGAUGGUGGCGCACAGCUGAGACAUAGACGGCAGGUUUUGUUGGAAGAGUUCGCAGCAUCACUUCAAUUGGUUGACCCUCUUGGUAAGAAUGGCCCCACAGAUGAGCUUGCUCAGAAGGAUGAUCUUGUCUUCUUACGAAUAGCGUCCCUUCCCAAAGGCCGGAAGCUGCUUGCAAGGUACCUUCAGCUUCUCUUUCUAGAUGGUGAACUCAUGAGGGUUGUCUGCACGGCCAUUUUCCAUCACUUAAGGUUCUUGUUUGGAGGCCUUCCUUCUGAUCCAGGAGCAGUAGAAACUACUACUAACCUUGUAAAGGUUGUGUCCUCGUGUGUUCAUGAGAUGGAUCUUCAUGCACUUAGUUUUUGUCUUGCAGCUGUGGUUUGUUCCUCAGAGCAGCCUCCUCUUCGUCCUCUUGGAAGUCCUGCUGGAGAUGCGGCAUCUUUUAUUUUGAAGUGUGUUCUUGAUAGGGCAACAAAACUAGUGACUGAUUUUAGAGCUUGCAGUGAUUACAGUAUGAGCAAUCAGUCCCUUUGGAAGGCCUCUUUUGAUGAAUUCUUUAAUCUUCUUGCCAAGUAUUGUUUAAACAAAUAUGAUACGGUGAUGCAGUCCUUGCGUAUGCAGGUCAAACCGAAUAUGGUAAUUGAUGAAUCAGAUGCUGCAAAAGCAAUUAAAAGAGAAAUGCCAAUUGAUCUGUUGCAGGCAUGUCUACCACACAUUAGUGAGCAGCAGAAAAAGCUGUUAUGGGAUCUCUCUCAGCGGUCUAUGCUUGUUGAGCAGUCAUGAUACAUUGGUGGGAGAAGCUUAAAUUCACACAUUUUUAGACAGCCAAAGCAAAGUGAUGCCAUGUGUUCUGUAAGCAAGCAAUUAGCUUAUACCGUUUCAUUUGUGGUUGAUGGCAAUCGUGGAGCAUCCAGGGUGGUUCAGGUGAAGCACUAAGGGUACAUAAGCUAUGGUCCUACCGGGGCGGUUCAGGUGAAGCACUAAGGAUACAUAAGCUAUGGUCCUAUUUUAAUUCUACAAGUUGAUGUGUUUUAAUCUUUAACGAUAACAUGCUUCUGCUUAUUUAGCAAAACGUUAUGAGUGGAGCUAGCAAUGUGUAUUUAUGAUAGAACGUUGCAGGGAUUUUCCCUUUCCUGGGGUUCUUCCAAUAGGUUGGAGAUUAUUUUGAUGGAACUCGUGUACGGGGAUGUAGUUGUCUAGUAUAUAGGAUGUUCUGUGCAGAAGAUAUCCUACAUUCCGGCUUAUAUUUUUGUUUAAAGGACGUGGGAUGGAUCUGUCGGAAAAACCGCUGUGCAAUGUAGCAGAUGCUGAAUAAAGAAUCAAAUAAUGCAGUCUACGGGGAGGUGUGUGAUAUUGUUGCCUUGUCAGUUCAAUUGGAAUGAUAAAUUUAGGUUUGAUUUUGAUAUUUUUCUUUUUCAUUUUCAUGAAAGAGAGAAUCUCUCUUGGCCCUGCACUCGGGCAUUGGUUUAGUGUUG
Hibiscus syriacus is the source of this 3399-nucleotide messenger RNA. Its product is annotated as protein PAT1 homolog. The record is from RefSeq and is a predicted model, not a curated record. The coding region runs from base 353 to 2707 and encodes 784 amino acids. Gene Ontology annotation, cellular component: P-body. Lineage: Eukaryota; Viridiplantae; Streptophyta; Magnoliopsida; Malvales; Malvaceae. Gene Ontology annotation, molecular function: RNA binding. Gene Ontology annotation, biological process: P-body assembly; deadenylation-dependent decapping of nuclear-transcribed mRNA. The transcript has 5 exons.